UUUGUCCAUCAACAUGUUUGUUUCGGCUGUUUCCCAAAGAGCAGAUGUCGUCAACGACCUGCAUGUUUGCCUAAUGACAAGCCAGCGUGAGCAGACGCUGAAGGUUUCCCAUAGAAGUUGCACAACAGAGUGCCAUUUCCUACAAGAACAUUGACAAACGAACAGAGUCAACCGGGACACCACGAUGCAGUGUCCGGGGCCAGAGUAGGACGACUCUGUAAUCGGUGCAGAGGAGGACAUCGAUUUGUCGAUUGUAGUAGGUUUGUAGGUCGUUUUCAGCUUCGGAAUCUGAAGUUGCCCAUUUUGAAUCAUCACUGUUUUUCAGCCAGACUGAUUCAUACUCUCGAGGACAAGAUUUUGUGGACGAAAUUUCCGAAAUUGCUUGUGUAGGAUUGGUGGCAUAGAAUUCCUCUUGCUCCAUGUCUUCAGCAGAGCUUUAGUUGGAGGAGUUUGGACACCUACGAAAGAUCACGAACUAGCCUGGUGACCGAAGAUUCAUUCUUAUCCAUUGAAAAUUGCAGAUGUCGAAUUAUGCCUGUACUGGCAUAGCUCAUUCAAGCCAGUCAUGGUAGAUAUUUGACGAAUCCUUGGAUUCUCCUUCGAUUUGAAAGAUGGGGCGCUCUUGCGAAGUUUGUCAAAAGAAUAGACCGGCUCUUCGGCGGCCGAAAACGGGACAGCAGGUGUGUCGCGAAUGUUUCUUCUGUGCUUUCGAGGAUGAGAUUCACAGGACUAUCGUUGAAAAUCGUCUUUUUAAGAAAGGGGAUCGUGUAGCUAUUGCUGCAUCUGGUGGGAAAGAUUCCACUGUGUUGGCUCAUAUCAUGACUCUACUUAACAAGAGGCACGAUUAUGGUUUAGAUCUUUUCUUAUUAUCAAUAGACGAGGGAAUUACAGGUUACAGAGACGACUCUCUGGAAACCGUAAAGCGUAAUGAAGUGCAGUACGGCAUACCCCUGAAAGUUGUGUCUUAUAAAACUUUGUACGGAUGGACCAUGGAUGAUAUAGUCCGAGAAAUUGGCCGCAAGAACAAUUGUACAUUUUGCGGUGUUUUCCGGCGUCAGGCUUUGGAUCGAGGAGGUGUAGUAAUGAAAGCAGACAAGAUGGCGACUGGUCAUAAUGCUGAUGACAUUGCUGAAACUGUGCUGCUUAAUAUUUUGAGGGGAGAUAUCGCUCGUCUUGCGAGGUGUACUGCAAUAACUACUGGAGAAGACAGUGUUCUACCGAGGUGCAAGCCUUUCAAGUACACAUACGAAAAGGAGAUCGUAAUGUAUGCGUACUUCAAAAAGCUGGACUAUUUUUCUACUGAAUGUAUAUACUCACCAAAUGCAUAUCGUGGUUUUGCUCGGGAGUUCAUAAAGGAUCUCGAAUCUAUCAGACCUCGAGCAAUUCUCGAUAUAAUCAAGUCAGGAGAAGACUUCAGAAUAGCAUCCACAGCGAAAAUGCCCGAACAAGGAAUCUGCAAGCGCUGCGGAUAUAUAUCGAGUCAGGAGUGCUGCAAGGCGUGUGUUCUGCUGGAGGGCCUGAAUCGAGGAUUACCUCGACUGGGGAUCAGCAGGACCAGGGCCUCGAACAAGGAAGGUCCAAAAGCCGAAUCCAACAGGGCGAAGGAGAGACCGAGAAGUAUUUCUCUGGACUUUUAGUCUGUGACGCGGAGACCGGGAAUCCGAGAACAGCCGUGGGAUGGCCCUGGACGGGACGGUGGCCCACCGCCAGUCCCCUGGCCCCCUGGCCCCCUGGCCUUGAGCAGUUACAUGUGUAAUGUUUCUCAGUCAUCCAUGAAAAUUGUAUUCUAAAUAAAAAAACGGAAAUGGAAAUAUAAAUUUCACAUUACUCAUUUGUGGAUUCCAUGGACCAGAAUUCUAGAUGGUUAUCCUGUUGAUCUACAGUUUGCAGUUGUAUUUGUGUCUUUUUGGA
Marchantia polymorpha subsp. ruderalis is the source of this 1911-nucleotide messenger RNA. Lineage: Eukaryota; Viridiplantae; Streptophyta; Marchantiopsida; Marchantiales; Marchantiaceae. The record is from the annotation of a GenBank genome assembly.